GUACUCGUUCUGUUUUGCAACAGGGGUAUUAAUAUAAUAUAAUAGUAUUACAAAGCACAGCCUAAAUUCUGAGGUUGAAAAUAGCUCAAACUCAUUAACAUCAUCAACUCAAUUCCACCAUCAUGCUCUGAGCUGAGCUGAGCUGAGAUAAAGAAAAAGUGAACCCAAACUACAAAUGGCUUUGCUAUCAUCUCCACCAUCUCACUUUCCUACUCUCUCUCCUCCUAACUCUCUCUCUAAAACCCACUUCACACUUAAGUCUACUUUCCCCCUCUCUCUCAGGGGUAAAAGACACUUUCCUCUUUUAUCCACUAGAGUUUCUGAUAAUGGGUCAGGUGUAGUUGUUGUGGAGGAGGAUGAGAAGAAGGAAGAAGCUGCUCCUGUGGUUGAAUCUGAGCAGAAAGUGGAGUCUAGUGAAGGUUCGGUGGAGACUAAUGGGUCUCCGGCGGUGGCUGCCGGAGCUCCGGUGGAGGUUGUGGUGGGGAAGUAUGAGAAUCCCAAGUGGGUUGGUGGGACUUGGGAUUUGAAGCAGUUUCAGAAAGGUGGAACUACUGACUGGGAUGCUGUUAUUGAUGCUGAGGUGAAGAGGAGAAAGUGGCUAGAAGAUAACCCAGAAUCAUCAAAUAAUGAUUUUCCUGUAGUUUUUGACACCUCCAUUGUUCCAUGGUGGGCAUGGGUGAAAAGGUUCCAUCUUCCUGAAGCUGAACUACUCAAUGGUCGUGCUGCAAUGGUUGGAUUCUUCAUGGCUUAUUUUGUGGAUAGCUUGACCGGGGUAGGUCUUGUGGACCAGAUGGGCAACUUCUUCUGUAAAACUCUACUUUUUGUAGCUGUAGCAGGUGUACUUUUGAUCCGGAAAAAUGAAGACAUUGAUAAUCUUAAAAAGCUGAUAGAUGAGACGACAUUUUAUGACAAGCAGUGGCAAGCAACCUGGCAAGAUGAGAACUCCACCAAUUCCAAAAAAGACUUUUGAAGUUGAUUCUCCCAGGGUCUGUUUCUUUUGAGUUGACAAUGUUUUUUCUUUCUUAGAAAUCUGUAUCGAAUUAUUUCUUUUCACCAUUAGAAAGCUGAUAGAUUAUAAGUCUGUCAUUAUUCCUCUUACAA
Messenger RNA from Daucus carota subsp. sativus, 1101 nucleotides. Its product is annotated as light-harvesting complex-like protein 3 isotype 2, chloroplastic. The coding region runs from base 176 to 970 and encodes 264 amino acids. NCBI's taxonomy places the organism in Eukaryota, Viridiplantae, Streptophyta, Magnoliopsida, Apiales, Apiaceae. The transcript has 3 exons. The record is from RefSeq and is a predicted model, not a curated record.